AUGUGGGCGUUGAUGCCGGAAGCAGCUGGAUGGCCCUGGACACCAGGCCCCGGCAAUCCCGGCGCUGGCGCCAGAGACACUUGUAGGGAGACCGGCGAUGACGCAGGAAGUUCGAGGGGCUGCUUCACAACCGGCGAGUCGCUGAGGUCGCCAGGAGGAAGUAACUCGCUAUCAGCAUCCGGUGACGAUGACGAUAUGGUGACGCGACGCUUCAAGAAAGGCACUGUGUACAGUGCUCUGGCAAGUCAGAGUGGCCUGGACUUUUCUCCGGUCGUGCUUCAGGCGACAAGGCCCAGCUGGAGUGAGCGCUCUCAGAUCAGUGGCUCUGAAGACGACUCCAGGGUCCCACCUCCGCCGCCACCGCCGCUGAGGAGAGGAAGCCCUGCGCCGGUGCCCUCACAUGAGAAGUAUCCUUCGUGGCCAGUCACUCCAGCAGCGCCGGUGACGUCGACGGCUUGCCGGUCCAAGUCGUGGACGCAGGAGACCGACUAUCCUAAGGAGAAGUCCCAGGGAUAUGCAAGACCCAAGAAAAGCUUUAAGAUCUCCACGCAGCAGUUACAGCCGGUGCUGGAACGCGCCUGCGAACCAGGAGCGAAGAAGGCGCCGGCGUCCUCUUCGGUUUCAGAAGACGGAGCUAGCGUACCGAGUGCCAAUGACUGCAGCGCGGACGCCUACCUGAGCAAGUACGACGAGUUCCUGAGACAAUAUCAGCGCUGGAGUGAGGCUCCCUUCUUGCAGAGGCUGUACCAGGAAGGCGAGAGGGAUGGUUGGCCGCGAGCCACCGAGGCACCACAGUUGGGCAGCGAGUCAGCCUGCGACUCACUUGGCUCCAGCGGUGGCUCCAGCCAGGACACGCUUAAGUGGCAUGGCUCGUACAGCGACCUUAGCGCCUUCUCGGCGUCUAACGGCUCCUCGCUCUUCGACAGUGGUCACUCGACAUUGCCGGACAGUGGUCGCCUGUCGCCGCAGUCUUCGUGUGACGGUAGCCUCGCCGAUGGCACCCAGAGACUCGUCUCGCCCAGUCAAGCGGCCGUGGCGCGCAGUGCUCGCGUGUUGCAGCCAAAGCGGCACGAGUCCGAAAGCGUGCUUUACUACGCACCCUGCGAAGUGCAGCGCAACAAAUCUCAGCAGUCUUCUCGACCCAGCGAGUGCUCGCGCGUGGCUCAACUGAAGGCCGCCUUCGACCCUCCUUGCACAAUGACGGCUCACUCUUCAUCCAGCCGGAAAGAACCACCCAAAAUGCUCUUUCUGGACCCGGAAAAGAAGCAUCGGGUGUCCGAUCCCGAACUGAAAGCCAUACAAAAGCAGGCGGUAUUGUCUUUCUACAAACGCCAGACGUCUCAAGACUCCAAGAACAGCGGCCACAACACCAGCAGCAGCGGCAACAGGAACAGGACGCUUCCGCGGAUUCCUUCAUCGGCGAAAUGGUCCGUAGCUGCGUCUGAGCCUUCCACGAGUCAGCCGCCAUCUCUGACAACGACGGUCAGUUCGGUAACAUCCGCAAUGUCUCCGGAAGCGAAAGACAAGCCUGACGCACCCUGGAGAGGUCCGCGGAGCUGGUCGGUACCAGACAUCACGCAGCAACUGAGCGUGGCACCGAAGGCGCCUUGGGGCCCCGUCGCGUCGAGCAGACGUUCUUGCGAUGGGGCGCCGGUGAGCCGGACUUCGUCGGUGAACUGCAGGUCGUCCGCCGGCGUGCCACCUCUCAAGAAGCAACUCUCUGUGGCUGUGCCCAAGGACUCGAAUGAGGCAUCGAGAAGUAGUGAACAUUCGUUUACCACAAGCAACGCGCCAAAGUUCGCGUCUUCUUCUCAGUCAUUAGUCAGCGGAUUGGAUCAACAGGUUGUUCAGAGUCUUGCAGUCAUCUGGGCUGCCAAACUGAAUGCCGAGGCUGGUGCUGACGAUCGCCCCUGGCCGGCUGCUCGCGGCGGCGGCGGUACCUCGUCGUCGUCGUCGUCGAGCGACGGCGGUGGUGGUAGACCGUUGUUACGAGCGGUCGUUGGCUGGUGUGUGCGGCGUCCAGCGCGCCCUCGCCGCCUCGCCGGCGUUGAUGUGCGCGCCGCCGGAAUGCUCGCCGUCUCCUUGUACGCGGUGGCCGUCACCUUGGGCCUCUGCCUCUACUGGGUCCUGCACAGCACCGCCGCAAGACGAUUCCUCGCGGCACACGAGGACCACGCCCAAAUCGAAGCCGAAGUCAAGGACGAUGUCAGUGCGGAGAGCCGGCGAGACUCGCACUCCCUGAGGCCAUCCGUGAGUGGAGGACGUAAGGCCCAGCUUCGCGAAGUGCGGCUACCGGACCGGGGCACACCCGCCCUGCAGCUACUCACCUCUGAAGGUGUAACGCUAGCCGUUGCUCCGGCUGCCAGACCCCCAGGGGAGGAGGCGGACACCAGAGGAGGAGGCGCAACUGGGUCUGACAGCGUGGUCGACAUGGUGUCUCAGCUGAGCAAGCCCGUCGACCGGAGGGCGCAACAGGACAAGUUGCUCGACAGAGCGCCCGAGAAACUACUCGAAUCGAGAGUGGCUAACAACAAUAACAGCACCUUUAACAAUAACAACAACUAACAACGCCGGUAUCAGUCCCGUCACCUCUGUCGUGACCCAGCAUGGCCGGAGAUCCGAAGUCAUCACAGGCGACGGCGCUUUCGGGCCACAAAGGAAGUGACUCCGGUGCACCUGGCGCUGCACGCCAGGGGUGGACAUCAGGAAAGGGGUCAAGACAAAGGGAACAGCCCUCUGGAGAAGAAAACGCGCUCCAGGGACAGCCCGAGGUCGCGGGAGAAGAUGAUUAUUCCGGACGAGAGGUUCGCGAGCUUAGAAGAAAGUAUCAGGUCGUCGCAGCCUAACAGGAGAAACCAGGACAAGCUCUUCGAUAGAGUGCACGAGAAGUGUCUCGACGUUCGGAUCCAGGGACCCCUUCGAGGCGGUGAUUCGUCGGAAGGAACGACCGCGAAUGGCUCUCCGUUCGCGGCGCAACCUCCCCCGGCCGUGCCGCCGCGAAGGAGUCCUUCGUCCGAUCCGAAGCCACCGCCACGACCGCCGCCCAAGAGAAGCGUGGCCGCGCCGGCAGUUUCGGACGAGAACGGCGUCGACGACGAAGCCGAGCUACAGAGGAUCACGGAGCGCAUUGCUGGUCACGUCAAUCUGGCUAUAGCGGAAACGCCGUGUCCAGAGUCCCUGCAGCCCCCCGACCCUGUUCCCGGAAGGGACGGAGUGGGCUCCACUGAGGGCGGUGUGAGCUCGUCGACGGCGGCGGCUACUGGUCGGCCGGUGUCUUGGACGAGCCUGUGCUCGAGCCCGGAGUUACCGCUGCCUUCUCCUCCCCCACUGCCUCCGGCGGUGCGAGACCUGUGCUCACCGCCGGCGGAGGACGAUGACGAACCCCUGCCGCCGCCGCCGGACGACCUUGACCACGUCUCGCAGCAGCAGCCAGGUUCGGUCGCCGUCCAGGACUGCGACCCCGCGGAUCCCAGGGUGUACCCCAAAGACUCGUACAUGUGGUACCGGACCGAGAGGAAGCCAGGCCGCCAGGGAUUCCAGGGCAACUACCGGCGCAGCUACCAUGGAAGCGGAGGCGGCGGCGACUCUGGUCCCGACUCCUGUCCGGGCUCGGACCAGGGCUCCGAGUUCGCCUCGGAAGAAGCCAGUUCCGAGUCGUCCUCUUCGUCCUGUCCCUCGUCGCCGCUCACUUUCCCGCCGCACUCGUGGCCCUCUGCGGGCACCGCGGUUCCUCAAUCCGCGACGACGGCCCCUAGUCAGGACUCUACGUCGGCGAAGACUCCUCAGUACGAGCCCGCGGACUCCCUGAAUAACAACAACAGCUCGACGAGCACUACCACCACCGUCACCACCACCAGUACAGGUACCGCCACUGCUGGCGGCAAUAUCAACAGCGUUAGUAGCAACAACAACAACGCGCUGCCUCCGACGCCCACGGGUGGCGAGCAAGUGGCGUGCAACGGGUGCCACGAACAUUGGACGUCGUCGUCGACCACGACGAGCGCGGUCACGGCCGGCUCGCCGCCGACGUGCCGCCGCACCAACUCGGCGACCCAGACGGGACCCGACGACGAGUGGUGCGUCCAGCUGCGGCGGCCCGCCCCGAAGAGCCAGGAGGAGUUGGAGUGCGAGCGCUUGUCGCAGGACUUCGCCUCCCGGUACGGGGACGCCGCGCUGCGCUCUUUACUCGUGCCCAGUCCGAACCAGAAGACGACGUCCGACUACCUGGAGGGCCUGUUCGACGGUGACUUCAGCCAGAAUAGCCAGCUUGAUUCCUCGCUAUCCAGGCGGUGCAGCUCCGUGGCCACUUCUCCGCAACCCUCGCCGUCAACUGCUUCGUCAUCACCAUAUCUUAUCUCCAAUACAGGGAACAACACGCUCAGUGACGAGAAUCUUCCCGCGAAUAGUGCCUACUACACGACAUCUGAACCAAAGGCCAAGUUUCUGACCAGGUUUGGAUCUGACAUUGGCAAACAAGAGUGGACAUCCGACAGUGAGCUGUCUGCCAAAAAGGAGGAGCUGAUGGCGAGCAUAUCACGCAAGCUGGACGUUCUCCGCUCAGCCCGGCUCAGCCUCCGCGAAGAGGCUUCGCAAAAUGAGCUGCUGGGUCGCGCUCUGGGCAGCCGCGUCGACCAGCUGGCGAGGCCCGCUGAGCGUGACAAGUACCGUCUCCACGUUGACGAGCUCGACAAGAUCGUCAGCCUCAUCCUGUCCCUGUCUGGUCGACUAGCACGUGUCCACAACGCACUGGCUGGACUCGCUGGCGCUGACGAGCCCACUGCACAGGAGAGGAGAGCCCUGGAGUCAAAGCGGGACAAACUGAGCAGCCAGCACGAGGAGGCACGCCGGCUUAAGGAAAGCAUCGACAGGCGCAGCCGACAGGUGGCCCAGUUCUUGCGCAAGUACCUGACACCUCAAGAGUAUGCCGACUAUGACCACUUUGUGCGUAUGAAGUCUAAGCUGCUCGUGGAUGCACGCGAAAUCGACGACAAGAUCCGGCUCGGUGAAGAGCAGCUGGCUGCGCUCAGGGCAGGAACAGUGGCCACCGCAUCCUGGAAGUCUUUGGCCUCAUCCUAGGGCUAACACCCGAUGAAAGUGGUACCCUUACGCUGGGUGUGGCACCGCGAAUCUUGUUAGACUGAAGAAGUUGUGAAGCACUAGUGUUGCAUCCUGAUAUGCAAGUGCAGCUUAAAAAAAAAAAAACUGUUGGGAAUCUAGCACACUAUCUUAUUUGUAUUUUACAUGUAUAGGUCUGGGGGACCACAACUGGUAGCAUAUUUUGUUAGAAUUUUACAAGUCGCUAGUCUUGAUGUAAAUCAUCAUCUGGUUGGGCACAUGAUUAUUACCUGUAGCAAGUUAAAAUAUAUGGAGCAUUAUAAGAGCAGAAUAACUAAUCUUUACAUUUACAGGUUUGACCUAUAGAGAGCAUUGUAAAAGUCUUGCUGCACAACCUGGCAAUAGCUCUGCUCCUGAUGUAGCUUGAGUGUACCAAAAUAUAAAUAUUAACAAUUAGUGAAAUGAAACUGGCAUCAUUUUCAGUUUCAUUUCUAGGAAACCUGUCACAGAUAGCUUCAGCCUUAUGAUACCUCUCAAUGCAAGCAGCAUGCCCCUUGAAUAUUUUUUUUUUCAUUUGGGAAGGUUAUCUCAUGAAGUUGAUGAGUGAUUAGUGGUAGUUAACAACAAGCUUUAUUUACAAUUUCCACAAAACAAGGGCACUUCGUGAAACUGUAAUUAGCCCUAAUAGUGUUUCUUGUCCUGUAAUUUUUAAAGAGGCAGGAAAUUAGGAGAAUAAUUUGUCCGUAAAUCAGUGCAAUUAUUGUGCUCUGAGCUUCUUCAGUCUCUGAUUCGCGGCCACCUCGUGUACAUAAGUCACCCCAGCGUCCAACUGGUGCAUCAUCGCCUGUCCAAAGUGAACACCACGAUCCCCACAUCCCCUACAACGGCAGCAAACGACCAGCCGUGUGAAAUUGCACCACGGUCUUUGGUGAAAAGACUCGUGCGUGCUUCCCAUCAGUUGCCGGGAGGAUGUGGUGACUGCGUGGCUCGGUUCGUGAGGUGCCUGAGUGCUGCAGUGACUCAUUUUUCUGACUGCCCUCCUAGUGCCAUAUCAAGUUUUUGAAGUCCCUGUGUUCCCAUCCUUCAUCACAGUCGUCUCCGUGUUCCUCAAAGUGGUUACCAGAGGUCCUGCAAUAAUUUUUGCUUCGGUUACUGGGUUCUCGUGCAUUUGACUUCACUGUUUCUAGUUUAUCUCGUUGUGAAUCUUUUCACUGAUUGUGAACAGCACCAUUCAUGUGUAUUGCCCCGCUUUUUUUCUCAUCCGCAUUUUCGUCAAAGAUUUCUGGCUUCUCACUUUUGCAUUUAUUUACUCACUGAACAUAUUACCAUAUGGCAUAAUUGACUGCUGCUUGUCAAGGUUGAUAUAUCAGAAUUCGAAAGGGGGAGGGAGUGCCAGAGUAAAAUACUUUUAUUUUUUCGUCUUGUGCUAUACAGACAACUUAACGACGUUGUUAUUGGUAACUCAAUGACACCUUGGGAAAUCAAGACAACGCCAAAAAUGGAUGCAGUUGUUUGAACGAUAUGGUUCCUUAAAACAAUGACAAUUGGAGAAACUUAAUAUAAGCGUUUGGUGCUGAACUUCCACCUGCAUUGUUUCUCAUGCAAGAAUGCCUUUGUCUCCGCAAACUAUUUUUGACCAAUUCACAAAGCCGCUUCUGCUUUAGAAAUGCAGAAUUUCAGCUCUCUCAACACAUUUUGCUUGUUGCCGUUACAAAGAGGCAAAAGUACACUUUUUCUUCCAUACUGACAGCAUUAUUUUGCUAUUGUGUAUAUUUAUGUAGCUGCCAUUGCAUCGAUAAACUACUUUUUUUUGUUCUGGCUGGGGUCACCGCCUUCCCCUCCUUACUCUUUUUUUAAACAUUUUUAAUUUAUUCUUUCUUGCUAAUUUACAAAUGCAUAGGUCACUAUAUACAAUUAAUUAGGAGGGGAGGCUCGAUUGUCACCAUAUGUGGUGACAGGUACUGCGUUUCUAGUGUGAUAAAGAGUGAGACACUCUAGAAGGAGUCGUGUAAAAGCACUCUGUUAAAUAUCGAUCGUAAUGGUCGAGUGAGGAGAAGUGUGAAUAGCGUUUGUUUCGAUUGAAGUUCUCCACUACAUCUAUGUGUUUGCUUGUGUGUGUGUGGGUAUAUAUCUCUUGUGUUUGAGUGCCGCUUCUGUUAUUGACCUCUGCCAUGUCCACUUCCCUUGCCUAUUACUGUUUUUUUUAGCUGGAUCCUUUUUCAGGAACAGAAAAUGACUGAUUGUAGGCAUGACAGGUCCAACCCUGCUAUAGAGAAUUACAGCGUGCGCGUUUACCCUACGGCUUGUCCACUUAACAGUAUUUUUGUAGAACCCCUUUUAAAAAAAAUACCCUUGAAUGGAGGAAUAAGUGUUACACCUUCCAGAGAAAGUGCGAUGCUUCUUCAGCAGUGUUGUUGGACUGUUCGAGGAUUCUGUGUUUUUUUGUACAAAGCGACUCAAGAGCCACUGGCAGCUGCUGUACACCGCCCGUAUACUUUAAAACAAAACAAAACAAAAUGAAUGUUGGAAAUGCUCUGCCUCCCGUCGCAGCACACGUGGGUGGCAAGCGCGUUACGGCAGUUGACCCGCACGUGCUUACUUGGUUUUGUUUUUCUUCUACUGCAACACCACAACAGUUGCAUGGAGGCGUGCACGUGCGUGGUACCGCAGUCAGCGGAUCGCGUUGUGUCUGUGUCGCUUCCUUCGAUUCUUAAACGUGUAUAUAUAUAUUGACAGAAAAGCCACAUGACAAAAUGGCAAGUCUGUGAUUUCAAUAAAAAGCCACAUUGCUGUGCAUUCGGC
Molecule: messenger RNA, 7857 nt
Organism: Rhipicephalus microplus (southern cattle tick)
Lineage: Eukaryota; Metazoa; Arthropoda; Arachnida; Ixodida; Ixodidae
Gene: Shrm
Product: shroom
Biological process (GO): actin filament organization; cell morphogenesis
Cellular component (GO): cortical actin cytoskeleton; apical junction complex; apical plasma membrane
Molecular function (GO): actin filament binding
Source: RefSeq, a predicted model, not a curated record